This is a messenger RNA of Gopherus flavomarginatus (Mexican gopher tortoise), 696 nucleotides long. RefSeq names its product MINDY family member 4B (gene MINDY4B). Gene Ontology annotation, molecular function: cysteine-type deubiquitinase activity; K48-linked deubiquitinase activity. The coding region runs from base 1 to 696 and encodes 231 amino acids. Gene Ontology annotation, biological process: protein K48-linked deubiquitination. The transcript is spliced from 8 exons. The record is from RefSeq and is a predicted model, not a curated record. Lineage: Eukaryota; Metazoa; Chordata; Testudines; Testudinidae.
AUGGCAAUGGGGCUUCGAAAGAUGUUAUUUGGAAACACAUUCCAUAUCUUCAGCUAUGAAUGGAAAAAAUCAUAUUUCAAGUUCCACGCUCCAUAUUCUGAUCUAUUCUAUGCUUUGGAGGCAGAAAAGUUCAAAGAUGAAGGAAGCCACGGCGUGAUCUUAUUUCUAUAUAGCUUGCUUUUCUCUAGGACAUUGGAAAGACUCCAAAAAGACCUAGACUUCACAACAUCUCAUCUGUUACAACUCAGUCUUGGAAACUUCAUCUGUAGACAGGCAAUUCUCAACAUCAUUUUAACAGGCAGAGCAAGUCCACAUGUGUUUAAUGUGUUCCAGAAAUUUGACAGUGAAGAUGGAGUGCAAGAACUAUUGCAUGGAGUCCUGGCCCGCAGUGAUGUGGGCUAUUUACACUGGAACAAGGAGGAAGUGGAGCAUUACAGACCCCGCCAGGUUGGAAGCAUGCUGAAGACUCCUAAAUUACCCAUCUGGCUGUGCAACAUCAAUGGAACAUACAGUGUUCUUUUCAGCACAAACAGGCUGCUCUUAUCUGACUGGAAAAUGGAACACAUCUUUGAUCUCUACUUAUAUAAUGGGCAGCCAUCACAGAAGAAAACAGUACAUCUAACAACACUCAUUCUCAUCAUUGGGAAAAGAAUCACUGUGAAGAAAGUGAUCCAGAAAAGAAAUUUCCUUUUGUAG